UGAUAAUUGAAAAUCAUCAUGACGAACAUGAACAUGAAGAUGAAGCCAAAAGUGAAAAUGUCAUGGAUUCUUCAACCUCUUGCUGCAGUAGUUGCUUCUUGGUUAAUACUAGCAUCGAGUUUAUCUGCUAUAGAAGGUGCAGAUGCGGUCGUUCUGCGAGCAGCUGCAGAUAGACCGUUCGCACCACAACCACAACUAGCACGAGCAGAAGUAGGCUGUACUAGUGGAAGUUGGUCGUCGUGGUUUAACUUGUCAGGAGACGCAAGUACGCGAUUCGGAAGUUCAUCUCUUAGUACUCCUUCGUUCUCGGAUAAUAUGACGACGUGGAAUUCUACAGGCACAAGGGAACCAAGUGUUCUCAGCGCUACUAGUUUGAGCAGUGCUGGUGCUGGUUCGAGUUCGUCGGAACCAGGAGAGAUUCCGAACAACCCUCUACUCAAAACUGAAGUUGUUGUACUAGCACAAAGAGUAGCAGGACAAGAAGGAACACGAAGAGCAAUAGGGGAAGAAGGGGCUGGAAGGGAAAAAAAAACGUAUGCUAUUGAGACAUCUCGUCCUAGUCCUCCUUUUAUAUCUCCUAUCAGAGAAGAACGUGAGCGAUCAUAUCAGAUUGAGUCACUGGGAGGUGCAGAGCAGGUGAGAUCUCGAGGUCUGCUCGAAUGGCCUACAGAGGCCGCUUCUUGGAGCGCACAUGCCGGUAGCAGUCCUCUGCGGCAGUUUCGAGAACAAAAAGAGAGACAAUGUUUUUUAGCGCAGGCCUCGCAACAACAUGAUGGAGAUAGCAC
Molecule: messenger RNA, 785 nt
Organism: Amoebophrya sp. A25
Lineage: Eukaryota; Dinophyceae; Syndiniales; Amoebophryaceae
Source: the annotation of a GenBank genome assembly